Molecule: messenger RNA, 6806 nt
Organism: Myripristis murdjan (pinecone soldierfish)
Lineage: Eukaryota; Metazoa; Chordata; Actinopteri; Holocentriformes; Holocentridae
Gene: znf536
Product: zinc finger protein 536
Exons: 6
Coding region: 833-5386 (1517 amino acids)
Biological process (GO): regulation of DNA-templated transcription
Cellular component (GO): nucleus
Molecular function (GO): RNA polymerase II cis-regulatory region sequence-specific DNA binding; DNA-binding transcription factor activity, RNA polymerase II-specific
Source: RefSeq, a predicted model, not a curated record
UUGGGACUGAUGGAAAAGAGAAUCAGAGGAGGGGGAAAAAAAGACGGGAUGCUGUGGUCGGGGGUCGAUGGGAAGCAUGUUGUGUAAAAAGAGAAGGAGACAGUGUGUGGCUAAAGGUGAACCGAGAGAGAGCGAGAGAGAGAGAGAGAGAGAGAGAGAGAGGGGAAAUGGACAGGAGGAGAAGAGGUAUCAGAUGAGCCCGUGCAGCAGGUUGCAGUUAUCCUCACCAUGAUGCAAUCUGCGUGGGGCGGUGAUGACGAUCGGCCAUGAUGAUGAGGAUGAUUAUGAUAAUGACACACACACACACACAUGCACACACACACACACACACUCCGAUGCGCAUGCACGCACACCCGCGAGCGCGCGCGGCAGUUGGCAGGGCCGUCCGUUUGCAUCAGCUGGCCGUAUAUGAACGUACAGAAGGCCUGCAUGGGCAUAUCAACAGAUAAUUCCUAUUUAAUCCCAUCAGUUAUCCGUUGUAGUAGAGUUACUCAGUCUAUCUUUAAGUCCAAGCUGGCUCCCUCUCUCUCCCUCUCUUAUCUCUUUUGUCUCCCUUCUCUCCGCUCUCCAGCCCAGAAGCUGCGUGUGGAGCAUGAUACAUGAGCGCGGUGCAUGUGUGUGUGUGUGUAUGAGCUGACCUGUGUUUGCAUGCUGCAACCACAAUAAGAAAAGGGGGUGACAAACAAAAAAAAAAAAGUGCAAUAUAAGCCCAGAAGCGUGCCAGGAGAGCGGGGUAAAGAGCCUUGGAAACCUCCAGAGUGUUGUCUGUGUUGGAGUGGAGAGUGGAGAGUGGAGAGUGGAAGGAAAAACCCUGCAGGCCCCGAACACUGGCAUGAUCCGAGGACGCGAGGUGGUCGCUCCAGUAAACAGUAGUCAGUCAGAGGUGACGGUGAGGCCCCUUGAUCCUAACAGGCAGGUUACACUCCAGUAUGCCGGUGGUGUGUUAAGGAUGGAGGACUCAAGUUUGUGCCUUGGUGUGUCGUCAGCAGUGCCUGACGCUGACGCCCAUCUGAGCAGUGCGGUGUUAAAUGGCCGCUACCCCAUCAGCCAAAAGCUCCACCAGCUCACUGCCCAGCUAGGACACGCCUUUCCUGACCUACACCGCCCCCAACAGAUCCCCGAAGAAAAGGCUGCCACUCCUCUAGACGAGAAGACCCAUCACGCAGCCCUGGCCAGCCAACCUAUUAGCAGCCAGAUGGCCCUAUUAGCCAAUCAGCUCAACCGAGACAUUGACGCGGGGGCACUAAGUGGGUUGAACGGGCGUGUCGACCUGCAGCAGUUCCUCAAUGGCCAGAACCUGGGCAUCAUGUCCCAGAUGAAUGAUAUAGAAGAUGAUGCCCGCAAGAACAGAAAGUAUCCCUGCCCGCUGUGUGGCAAACGUUUCCGUUUUAACAGCAUCCUGUCAUUGCACAUGCGCACACACACAGGAGAGAAACCCUUCAAGUGUCCCUACUGUGACCACCGAGCAGCCCAGAAGGGCAACUUAAAGAUCCACCUCCGCACCCACAAGCUGGGGAACCUGGGUAAGGGGCGUGGUCGUGUCCGGGAAGAAAACAGGCUGUUGCAUGAGCUAGAGGAGAGGGCCAUCCUGAGGGACAAGCAGAUGAGAGGCAGUGGAGGUCUUCUCCAGACAGCCCAAGCCUUACACCAGCCCCCUUUGAGCCUCAACAGCAGCACCAACCCCCAUCAGCAGCAGCAGCCAGGCUCCGCCUGUGGCCUCCUCACCCCUUCAGGCCUCGGCACUCCCGACUCCUUGUCCCAGCCCUCUUCUUCACCCAAGCCAGGUGGCACCCAGGAUGAACAGUCCCUCAACACAGCCACAGGCUUCCGCUGCACCUUUUGCAAAGGGAAGUUCAAGAAACGUGAGGAGUUGGACCGCCACAUUCGUAUCCUCCACAAGCCCUACAAAUGCACUCUGUGCGAGUUUGCUGCUUCGCAGGAGGAGGAGCUGAUAAGUCAUGUGGAGAAGGCCCACAUCACAGCCGAAACCACACAGGGCACAGGUGCUGGUGGCGCCAGUGGAGAAAAGAUGGCCAAUGAGUUCCGAUGUGAGGUGUGCGGCCAGGUUUUCAGCCAAGCCUGGUUUCUCAAGGGCCAUAUGCGCAAGCACAAGGACUCCUUUGAGCAUUGCUGCCAAAUCUGUGGCCGCCGCUUCAAGGAACCCUGGUUCCUCAAGAACCACAUGAAGGUGCAUCUCAACAAAUUGGCCAUCAAGAGCAAGCCACCCCAACCCAGUGAGCAGGACCUGGCUGCCGUCAACAGCAUGAGUAGCCUGGCCCAGGAGGCUCAUGCCAAUCUCUAUUCCCGCUACAUCUCCUGUCUGCAGGGAGGCUUCCUCUCACCAGACAAACAGGGCCUGAGCGAGCAGCACCAGAUGUUGGCUAAAGCAGGGAUAGCCAUGAAGGAGAAGGAAAUGUUGGGGAAGCUACUUGGACCCAUGGCUGCAGGCAUGGGCCAUGGGCUGGGUGAGAAUGAGAAGCGCUCUCUCUUGGGUUGCCUCAAUCUAGUGCCACCCCUCAAAUCCAGCUGCAUGGAGCGCCUUCAGGCAGCCGCCAAAGUGGCAGAGAUGGAUCCCCUGAACAGCUACCAGGCCUGGCAGAUUAUGGCUCGUGGCAUGGCUAUGGACCGAGCUUUCAUGCCCAAGGAGCAACAGCAACAGCAGCACCAUAUGUCCCAUGGGCAGGAAGAUGAGAUGGCUGGUGGUGGAAGUGCUGGUGCUGGGGUCAUGGCCUCUUUCUCUAAAGAGAAACAUGACUAUUCCUUGAUGGCUUCCACUGAGAGUUCCAAGCAGAAGCAGCUGUCCGAGGCCCUGCAGGGAUCCAAGGCUGCCAGUGGUGCCAUGAUGUCCUUGAAGGAGGAUGGAGGAGGUUAUGACAGUCACCGUGACUUCAUCUCUCAUCACGGCGGCGCUGGAGCUGCUGGAGGCCUGGCCGGAUUAGGAAGCCCCGGCCUCGAUUAUGGCCUCGCCAACUUGAAGGACAAGCCUACAGAGUGUCCUGACUGCGGCCGGGUCUUCAGGACCUACCACCAAAUGGUCGUCCACUCCAGAAUCCACAGCAAAGACAGGAGAGGAAUGGAGGAAAGCCUCCAGCAGCAGGGCUUGGAGGAGCGCCGUGGAUCAGCCAGCGACCCAGAGUCCCAGUCCAUCAGUCGUUCCACCACCCCCGGGUCAUCUAAUGUGACGGAGGAGAGCGGGGCCGGCGGAGGGCACUCCCAGACUGGUAGCAUCCAGGAUGACAGCCCACACCCCUCCUCACCAUCCUCAGAUGUUGGGGAGGACCUGGGGAAGGCAGCGGGGAGCGUUCAGCCGUCUCUGUCCCAGCACCGAGAGCGGAGUCUGGGCUCGUCCUCCAAGGAUUGCCCCUACUGCGGCAAGUCGUUCCGCACCUCCCAUCAUCUCAAAGUCCAUCUGCGGAUACACACAGGAGAGAAACCCUACCGAUGCCCUCAUUGUGACUAUGCUGGCACCCAGUCUGCCAGUCUGAAGUACCACCUGGAGCGCCACCACCGCGAGCGCCAGAACGGCGCCGCCACCACCGGCCCGUCCUCUGGCCACACCCCCUCCGCCGAGCACAAAGAGGAUCAUGGGAAGACAGCCAGUGGUGGUAUCUUUGCUCGCCCUGAUGUCCUCCGCAAUGUUUUCAAGGGGAUGCCUCCGAACCUGGACUUCAGGGGAGGUCCGCUGCUGCCGCACCAGUGGGCGUCGCCCGGCAUGAUGUCUCCACGUGACCGAGAUCGUGACAGGGAACGCGCGGACCGCCAUUUUGAUUCCGCUUCCUCGGCUGAGAACAUGAAGACCUCCGCCGACGGGCCGUCUUCCCUGGUCUCGACAACAACAGACAGCCCCGCCAGCUUUUCUGACCUGGGCAGGGCCUACCAAAGCAUGAUGGGAAACGGGGUCCACUUUCAAGGUUCUCUCCAGGCCUUCAUGGACAGCUUUGUGCUCAACUCCAUGAAGAAGGAAAUGAAAGACAGCCAGAGUCCAGUCCAGCUCCACAGCCAGCGCUACUAUGACAGCGGCGAGCCCAAAGCCAAGCGGGCCGCCUCGGCUGAUCCAGAUAGAGAGGAGAGGGCUGAAACCAAGAAAAAUUCAGAGUCAGGCAAGCCCGGAUCCCAGUAUGAGCCGCUGGACCUGUCUGUGUCUGUCCGGCCUGAGUCUGCGUCGGGUUCUCUCCCCGGCUCCUCAGUCACCAUCCAGGAUAACGUGGCCUGGCAUGGCUGCCUCUUCUGCUCCUUCUCCACUGCCUCUCUGGAGCUCAUGGCUCUGCACCUCCAGGCCAACCACCUGGGGAAAGCCCAGCAGCAGCGUUCUGACACCGGGAAAGAGCUCCAUGGAGAGGCGUCCACCACCUCCUCUCAUCAUUCCUCGAGCACCAAAACCUCCGGCCUGACCCUCGACAGAGACGGAGAAAGAGACGGAGAGAAGAGCCAGGGAGGCUGGAACAACCACAUGGACCCUCCCCACAACCCCUUUCAGAAUGAGUUCUACAGGCAGUUCGGAGGGCUGUACGAUGGAUCCCCAAGGGCCAACCAGGGCCUCCAGGGGUACGGAGCUCCAGCAGACCAGGUGUUAGACCUGCCGAACCAGGCUUUGGGAGAAGCGUCUUCAGCUGGGGAUGACCAGACGUCUGAUAGGGGCUCCUGUGGAGAGGUGGAGGAGGACCAGGGGGGAUCCGAUGAUGAGGUUGUAAAAGCCGGAGAGUGCAGUGCCAGCGAGACCCCUUCAACUACCCCCAAGAGACAGCAGCGCCCGAAUCACUCCGAUGAAGAAGAAGAGGAGGAAGGAGUGCCCGAAGAGGAGGAGGAGCGAGAGGAGGACAGACAGAUGGACAUGGAGCGGGAGACUGAAGAAAGUCCAACCUCUGAUCUCCUCCAGAACCACCCGAAACAGCUCCAAGGUGACUCCUCUCCACCUCCACCCCAGAUGAGUGGAGCUGGUUUGGCUGGAUCGUCCUCCACCAUGACCCCACUCUCUCUGGUUCCCCAACCCCAGAGCCAACCCUUGUCCCUGGAGAAGCAGUGGCAGCAGGGCCUGGGCCUCCUGUCGUCCUCCGGAGGUCCUCCAGGGCUGCUGAAGGCCGAGCCGCAGAGCCACCUGGAGCAGCAGAUGAACAUGAACAUGCUGUCUGUCCUCCGAGCCUACAGCAACGACAACCUCGCCGCCUACAACGGCCUGGGAGGUGGAGCUGGAGGAGCACCCAUGGGGGGCAUGAAGAGGCCAGAUGCACCCGUGCAUCUGUGGGUAGGAGAGGAGGACCAGCCCAUGACCCAUGACCCCGCGCUGACCCACGACCCCAACCACCCUAACAACGACCUUAACCACCCUAACAACCAUAACCUAGGCGACCCCGAGGGGCUGGACGCCCGCGCUCUAAACAGAGACUAACAGCCUGCGCCGGAGCAAGGCAGGAUGAUGAGGAUGAGGAUGAUGAAGGCGAUGAUGAGGAGGAGGAGGAGGAGGAGGAGGAGGAGCAGGAGGAGGAUAAAGGAUGAAGGAUAAAUGAUGAAGGAAUACACUAUAACAAAGACUUUAUUUAAGAUGACAAAAAAAAAAUGCAUACUACCGUCAGAUUCAAGAGAAGCGGUGAACAAUGUGAAGGAACGUUCGGGACAGUUUCCCUCGGGGACGGAUUUGCGAGACGGACCCAAAUGUCUUUUGGGCAGCGGGUCCGUGGACACUAAACAAAGUGAUGGCAACUUCCCUGUCGUGUCUCCUGUGGUCCGAAUGCCCCUGUCUUUGUUGUCUUUUCUCUUUGAUCUGAUUUCUUUUUUCCUUUUUUCCUUUUUUUUUUUUGCCACAAAACUACCUGUCCGAUCGCACUCCUUGCCCCUGCUCCCACGAUCUCUGAUACAUUCCUCGACCUAGAACGUUGUUUUUUCUUUGUUUGUUUGUUUGUUUGUUUGUUUUUUAAUUAGGACUGAGCUCUAGUACUUAAUCACACGCUUACCCGCUGUUGAGGACUCUUCCUUUCUGUUCGAACGAAGUCAGAAGAAGACACUUAAUGUCGCGACUCCAUGGACGACCGUUAUCUUGUACCUGGAAUGUAUUCUACUGUAGAAUAGAUUAAAGAGAGAAAACAAAAACAAAACAAAACAAAACAAAACAAAAAAAAACUCGACUGGACUGUUGACAGAGACCAAGCACACUUUACUGUCAGGGCCGGAGCGCCGCCACUUUCAGCGCUCCGCUCGGCUGUCGAGGAGUUCCUAUCGUGUCACAUGGCCACGUAUCACAUGAAGGAUGACAAAUGUAAAACUAGUUAUGGCAAGACAUGACAAUCUUACAAAGUUUUGUUUGCAGAAACGAGCAUGUUGUUAUAGUCGGUAGGCGAAGCGUGCACACAGAUGAUGAUGAUGAUGAUGAUGUUGCCGUUGAUGAAUAUGGAGAAAUAUCUUCAAACUGCCCUACAUGUUGUCGACGACAUCACCUCUCCAUAACGAGACGUACGGCCCUCACAAUGCUACACGGCCACCUUUGUUUUAAAUUCUUGUUCUGUGUCAUUCAACACAGCGCCCAUAGACGCUUAAUGUACAUAGAGAGAUAUACAGUAGUAAAAAAAAUAAAACAAACACACACACACACACACAUAUACAUGUACACACAUACACACGUGCACACACACACAGACAAAAGAAAAAAAAAAAAACAAACGUGAAAAUGAAGUUUUAAAAAUGUUUGUGAGAAGCAAAAAGCAAAGAAGUGACAGUAGUUUACACGGCCACAUCCCGAAUAGGUAGGCAUUCUUCUAGAGUUUGACAGAGAAGUUAAAAUAAAUGAAUAAAUAAAUAAAUAACUUAAAAAAAAA